CACGGUGGCCCCUCAGUGGCCCUCGGAGCCUCCGCCUGUCACGAGCUCCGGCGGGGUAGUACCUGCGUAUGAAGCGUCAUACGCAGCCUGAGUAUCAUAUAAAAAUAAACCACGCCUCAUCCCUUCCCAAACCACGCAACUGUGCAGAUGGAAGAAGAGAAAAUGGAAGAAAGCAGCGGCGGCAGUCCCUGUUGGUCCGCCGCGACGAACUGGACCGUCGCCGACGGUUCUCUCCAAAACUCCAUCUCUUUCGAAUCCCCUGUCUUUCCAAUCCCGGAAGAAAAAGAAGUAAAGAACGCAGUGCUUACCAAAGAUCAACUCAUCCUGCAACCUCCACCGUCCGAUUCGGCCCCCUGCGAAAUCAACGUCACUUUCACACAAAGGCAUGAAGCCCGUCAGGUCUAUGUGCGCAGCACAGCUCGAGUUUUUGAGAUAUAUUAUGCAACCGAACAGCAGAGCGGUAAUGAGUACCUUUGUACUGUACGCUGUGGUGUUGCUGCAAGAGAAGGCGAGAUACUUCAUACAGGCAAUGGUGGAGAAGCCAUUGCUGAACUCCAGGAUGGCAAUGGUAAAGCCAUGGAGCUUCCAAAAGAGAUAACUCAGAGCAGCAGCAGUAGUAGUAACGACGAAGAUGGUUGGGUAGAAGUGAAGGUCCCUGAUUCUCCUCUCAAUGGCACAACCAAUCCCAUGUCUAAUAAAAUUGAUGGAAAAACUGACAGAAAAACUCAGGAUUACUACGAGGCAACCGCAGAGAUUACUGAUGCAAGUCCUUGCAUCUCCAUCAUAAUUCGGUUGCUCUCCCUUCAGGUCAAGGGAUGCGUUUUCGUAGAAGAGAUUUACAUAUUUGCCGACCCAGUUGAAUCCACCGAUUCAGACCAUCAGGCGGGUCCUUCACAAAACUCUGCCGGAAGUAAUUUACUCGCCAUGCUUGUUCCUAGUCUUCUGCAAUUAUCUAAAUCAAGGCAGGAAAGAAUCCAAGAUAGGCAUGUUCAUGAUACUGGGGAAGCACGGAAAUUACAAGAUGGUGGGUUGAAAGCAACUGAAUUGAUCAGUCCAGAAAUGGGGAGGGUGGUUCAGCAAGGAACACCUUCCAACACUGCAGAUCCAAGGGUAAUGACAAUGAAAGAACUGAGUGGUGACACUGCAGAAUGCGAGCAAUUAGGAUCUGGUAGGCAGAUACCUGGCGCAGAGAACAUACCCGAGUCCGAGUUUGUUUCUUCCAUUGGAAAGAACAAUCAUUUAGAUAGAAUGUUGGAUCAGCUUGAUACCCGAAUGGGAAGAAUAGAGGCCUUCUGUGCAAGGUUUGAAGAAAACAUGCUGAAGCCCCUUAGCUGCAUGGCAAUGAGGCUUGAGCAGCUGGAGCAGAAACUGGAUGCACUCGCUCUGAGAUCCCAACCCUCCACAUCAUUCUCCUGUUCAAGGUUUGCAGCUCCCGAAUUUUCAUUCGGUGAUUCUGAAUCCAACGAUGCUUCAGAAUCAAUGCAGAAGGAUCUCUCUGUCGAGAAACCAUCUUCAAUCAAUGAUAAUGCUACUGCUUCAGUGACAUUUGUGCCUGAGCUGCGCCCCUGUUUGAUAGUUACUGCACCCGAGUUCUCAAACGAUGAUGACGAUGGUGAUAGAAACUGUGGUGACAGUUCAGAGUCUGUGACGAAAGACCAUACUGCCCCUGAAUUUUCAAAAGACGCUGAUGGUGAUGAGAAAUGUGGGGAGACUUCAGAGUCUGUAAUGAAGGAUCACUGCAUGAAUAAGCCAUCUUUAUCCAUCGAUGAUGCGUUGGCUUUGGCCCUUUCUGCAUUCAUAUCGUCAGCUUCAACUCAACCUCCCAAACUUAUCCCUACUUUGAUUGUUAAGGCUCCUGAGUUUGCAAAUGAAGAUGAUAGUAAUGAGGAAUUGCUUUCACCCUCUGCUGGGGUUUCAUGUGAAGGAUCUGAAAAUCCCAGCAUCAAUUGCUGCAGGAGUGACGGAAUAGAUGGUUCCUGUUCAACUAAACACGUCUCCACUUCUCCUGUUAGGGUUUCAUGCAAAGGAUCUGAAAAUCCCCGCAUUGAUUGCUGUGUGAACGAUGGAAUAGACGGUUUGGGUUCAACUAAAUGUGUCUCCCCUUCUCAAGAGGGUGAGAUAUGCGAGCAUCAUAUGAAAUGGUUGAAAGACAGCCCUGCAAAGGCUUUGAGUUCUGCUAGAUUCAUAUUUGAAGGAGCUGAGAAUCCAAAAGAUUCAGAGUCUACUCUCUGCAAUUCUCAAGACAGCAAUAUACAAGAGCAUCAUCACAUGAAGUGGGCCAACGACAGCCCAACAAAGACAGCUGCAAACGUCGAUGUGACACAGAACCAGCUUCACAUGGGAGGGGUUGAAGACAGCUGUGAAGAUACCAGCAGGAACAGAAUUUCUGCACAAGACUGGGAUGACAUACAACAGGCUGAUGGUGGCAAUGCGGAGACAACUGCUAAUGGAGCUGUCUCAUUCAAGGAAGGUACUGAAAGCACCCAUCAGACCAACAGAAGCAGUGCUGAUGCCGUGAAAGGAACCUCUCCAGGUCAGUUCUAUGAGGAGCAGAACAAUGACUGUGACAGAGAUGCCACUAACAAUGGAGAUAUCACCCGCAGCGGUUCCACCACAGGUGUCCAGCUUCAAAAUGAAGGCCAUGAUGAAGCUGGUUUGGAGAAUGAACUGACCCAGGCAUCAAAACCUGCAGUGGAUUUCAAUCUUCCCAUCUUGGAUGUGAAGUUCACGUCACAGGAAAACUGCAGCAGCAGGUUGACCCUUGAAUAUCUUCUAGGCGACCUUCUGGAAAAGGAAAUGCAGGAUUCUGGUGUUGGGGAUGCCUAUGAUGAUGCCUAUGCUACUACUGUCCAACAAAAUCACAUGGUCUCAUUUGAUGGAUCUGGGUCGAAAGAUCCUGCAGUAAUCAAUCAGUUUCUGGAGCUGGAGGAUCUUUCAGUGGAAGAUGUAGCUUCAUGUACUAAUGGUGAAGAGUUACAAGACCAUUCAGCAAUGGUGAACCAAGAACCAUUCUCCGGCCUCAUAUGAGCUGCCUCAGAUUGAAGCAAGGCAAGAGAAACACUUUCAUUUCAUACCAUGACCUUAUGCUAAAGGGAUUGCUUUGUAUUAAAAAAAAAAAAUCAAAAUCAAAAUCAAAAUCAAAAUCAAAACUGUUUGUACAGGGGAAAACGAUGCAACAGCCUGGUAGAUGGUUAUAUAUCUCAAGUUCUUUUCCAA
This is a messenger RNA of Magnolia sinica, 3216 nucleotides long. RefSeq lists its product as uncharacterized. Lineage: Eukaryota; Viridiplantae; Streptophyta; Magnoliopsida; Magnoliales; Magnoliaceae. Bases 148 to 3027 code for a protein of 959 amino acids. The transcript has 3 exons. The record is from RefSeq and is a predicted model, not a curated record.